AGAAUCGCCUUUGGACAAACGUUGGAAAGUUUUAAAUAUAUUAAAUUUAAUAUUUAAAUAUUAAUAUUAUUUGAAAGUUGAUUUUAGAAAUGUUUAAAACAAAUUGUAUUUUGUUAAUUUUGUUAUUCGGUUUGGUGGUUGCUGUUCGAGGACAAAUGUUAUCCAGUAGUCCUGAAUUGUUGUGCACAUCAAACGACCAGUGUUUCUACAUCUAUGGGGACAAAUCGCGAUGUGAAGAUGGAAAAUGCGUUUGCUAUACGGAGGAUAUGAAGAAUGUUACUACUUGUAUAUACAAAAAUCAGGGUCACAAAGUAACAGUGUUGGGAUUCACAUGCGAAACAACCCAAAACUGCAAACCCUUGAAUUCCAUCUGCGACCCUGCAACCAAAAAGUGCCUCUGUCCUCCGGAGUUCGGCGUCGAAUCUGCCGACCGAAAAAAGUGCCUAAAACCUCUGAAUUCGACCGAAGAAACUUGCGAAGACAUCAAACAAUGUCUUGGCGUGAUGGACGACACUGUUUGCAAAAAUGGAAGCUGCGUUUGUGGAGAUAAAUUUAAUUUUUACAACGGAUCCUGUAUCGCGAAAUCGAAGAUAAAUUUGGGUUGUUUCAACGAAGGCAACUGUAAGCAUAUCUUGUACUCCCAAUGUGUAGACCGCUUGUGCAGAUGUCACGAUGGAUAUUUGGCCAAAUUAGACGGAUCGGUAUGUUUGCCGAUUGCUGAUAAACUCGGCGACAUUUGCACGGAGCACUCGCAGUGCGAAUUCAAUAUGGGAAAGGGCUCUCAGUGCGAGGACAAAUUGUGCGACUGCAAAGAGGACUUUGUCGUCAACGAGAAUAAGACCUAUUGCGAUGUCAUUCCAUAUGUUGGAAAAGAAUGUCUAAACGAUGACCAUUGCAACGUUCCACCAAUAACUCGAGCACCAGAAACGAUGGAUUGUCACUCUGGAAUGUGCAGAUGCAAACCAGAUCAUUAUCAGAAGGAUUUGAAAUGUUUCAAAAAUGGUGCUAUCAAGAGUUCCCAUAAUUUACAUCUGUUUGUCGGAGCAAUUUUAUACCAUGUAGUUACUUGGUAACUGAUAGUUGAAUGAAGAUAUAUUUGGGUAAAAAAUAAAUGUUUAGUUUCAUAAUAUCACAGUAAUAUAUUUUAAUGAGAGUUCAAGUUCUUGUUUUUCAAACUGUU
Molecule: messenger RNA, 1180 nt
Organism: Ctenocephalides felis (cat flea)
Lineage: Eukaryota; Metazoa; Arthropoda; Insecta; Siphonaptera; Pulicidae
Product: protein draper-like
Exons: 6
Coding region: 90-1073 (327 amino acids)
Source: RefSeq, a predicted model, not a curated record